This is a messenger RNA of Schistocerca piceifrons (Central American locust), 984 nucleotides long. RefSeq lists its product as uncharacterized. NCBI's taxonomy places the organism in Eukaryota, Metazoa, Arthropoda, Insecta, Orthoptera, Acrididae. The coding region runs from base 1 to 984 and encodes 327 amino acids. The transcript has a single exon. The record is from RefSeq and is a predicted model, not a curated record.
AUGCUGUCCUUGCAAGCCGUGCUGUCCUUGCAAGCCGUGCUGUCCUCGCAAGCUGUGCUGUCCUCGCAAGCCGUGCUGUCCUCGCAAGCCGUACUGUCCUCGGAAGACGUGCUGUCCACGCAAGCCUUGCUGUCCUCGCAAGCCAUGCUGUCAUCACAAACUUUGCUGUCCUCUCAAGCUUUGCUGUCCUCGCAAGCUUUGCUGUCCUCGCAAGUUGUGAGGUCCUCGCAAGUUGUGCUGUCCUCUCAAGUUGAGCUAUCCUCUCAAGUUGAGCUGUCCUCUACAGUUGAGCUGUCCUCUACAGUUGGACUGUCCUCUCAAGUUGAGCUGUCCUCUCAGGUUGAGGUGUCCUCUCAGGUUGAGAUUUCCUCUCAAGUUGAGCUGUACACUCAAGUUGAGCUGCCCUCUCAAGUUGAGCUGCCCUCUCAAGUUGAGCUGCCCUCUCAAGUUGAGCUGCCCUCUCAAGUUGAGCUCCCCUCCCAAGUUGAGCUGUCCUCUCAAGUUGAGCUGUCCUAUCAAGCAGUGCUGUCCUCGCAAGCUGUGCUGUCCUCGCAAACUGUGCUGUCCUCGCAAGCUGUGCUGUCCUCACAAGCUGUGCUGUCCUCGCAAGCUGUGCUGUCCUCACAAGCUGUGCUGUCCUUGCAAGCUGUGCUGUCCUCGCAAGCUGUGCUGUCCUCGCAAGCUGUGCUGUCCUCGCAAGCUGUGCUGUCCUCACAAGCUGUGCUGUCCUCGCAAGCUGUGCUGUCCUCACAAGCUGUGCUGUCCUUGCAAGCUGUGCUGUCCUCGCAAGCUGUGCUGUCCUCGCAAGCUGUGCUGUCCUCGCAAGCUGUGCUGUCCUCACAAGCUGUGCUGUCCUCGCAAGCUGUGCUGUCCUCACAAGCUGUGCUGUCCUUGCAAGCUGUGCUGUCCUCGCAAGCUGUGCUGUCCUCGCAAGCUGUGCUGUCCUCACAAGCUGUGCUGUCCUCGCAAGCUGUGCUGUCCUAG